Molecule: messenger RNA, 3525 nt
Organism: Plasmodium fragile
Lineage: Eukaryota; Apicomplexa; Aconoidasida; Haemosporida; Plasmodiidae
Exons: 1
Coding region: 1-3525 (1174 amino acids)
Molecular function (GO): RNA helicase activity; nucleic acid binding; ATP binding
Source: RefSeq, a predicted model, not a curated record
AUGAAAGUCAAGAAGGCGCGCACGAAGGGAGGCAACGCCCUCGCGGGCAAGGGGAAGAAGAAGCUUGUGAAGGGCAAGAAUAAGCUUGCCACAGGGAGCGGCGCAAAGUCUGGACUCCUACAAAACAAGGCCAAAGUGAGCGUCUCAGGUCAUAAAAAAAAAACUUCCAUGGUGAAGAAGACAAUUGGCACUGCAGGAAGUAAACGAUACAGUUGGCUGUUCGAAAAAAACGGGGACAAGACCCAACAUGCUGCUUCCACCAAGGCGACCAAAAUCAGACGCUCAGGUGCAGACGACAGCCCCGAUAGCGAUGAGGAUGAUGCACAAAGUGGACGCGAAAAUGGGAUUGAACAUGAGGGAGGAGCGAAGGCGAAGAAAAAAAAAUUCGUCCUAUACAAAAACAAAAAGGGGAAGAAGAAAAAGAACAAAAACAAAGGAAUGUUAACCUGCUUUCACAACCUAGGUCUCAGUGAAAAAAUGUGCAGAAGCAUAUCAAGUAACCUCAAAUAUAACCGACCCACGGACAUUCAAAAAAUGUGUAUCCCAAAAAUACUCCACAGGAAGGAUGUCAUAUGUAUAAGUAAAACGGGAACAGGCAAAUCGCUAGUAUAUGUAAGCACGAUGAUAGACCUCCUGGCAGAGCACAGCCAGUUUUUCGGAGUUCGAGGUCUAGUCUUGGUGCCCACGAAAGAGCUAGCCAUUCAAAUAUUAAAAUUGUCCAAAAAAAUAUGUAAAAAUUUUUUUAAUUUAAAAAUAAAUGUAAUAAUUGGUGGAAUUAAUUUAAACAAGCAAUUCGAUAUGCUCAAGGAAAAUUUAGACAUUCUUAUAUGCACCCCUGGAAGACUUAGUUUCAUAUUAAAGGAAAGCAACUUAAGUUUGGAGAAAGUAGAAGUGCUCAUCAUUGAUGAAGCAGACAGGCUAUUGGAGUUAAACUAUUUCAACGACAUGAAUAAUAUAUACAAAAGUAUGCAUCGUACAAACAAACAAACAUUACUAAUCAGUGCAACUCUCCCAACGGAUGUACAAAACUACUUCAAACUCAAAUUAAACAAUCCUGAAGUCUUGUCCGUGAGUUCAGAUAAUACCAUAAGUGAAAAAAUGAAAUUACAUUUUUUAUUCACCAGAUCGUAUGAAAAAUAUGGAGUCCUAAUUAAACUCAUUUUCCUUUUUAAAAAAAAAAAUCUCGGCAAAACUCUUAUUUUUUUCUGCACAAAAUAUCAUAUUUUAUUUUUUUCAAAAAUAUUAUCAUCUUUGAAAAUUCCUCAUGCGAUGCUGUAUGGCAAUUCAGACACCUCCUUUCGCUUCGAUCAGAUUAAAAAAUUUACUAACAUGGAAGAGAUCCAGUUUCUCCUCGUCACUGAUGUUGCUGCUAGAGGGAUAAACAUCACCAGUGUUCAAAACGUAAUAAAUUACAACCUCCCAUUUUCUCCUAAACUGUUUAUUCACAGAGUCGGUCGUGCCUGCAGGGAUGACGCUAUGCCCAGUGGAUACGCCGUGUCCCUCGUCACCUACCAGGACGUCCUCUACGCCUACGAGAUAUGCUUCUUCAUCGGUAAGAAGCUCAAGUUUUUCAGGCGCGCCGCCAACACAAGCGAACCCACAGACACGGCAAAAGUUGACCAACACACGGACACGGCAAAAGUGGACCAACACACGGACACGGCAAAAGUGGACCAACACACGGACGCGGCAAAAGCGGACGAACACACGGACGCGGCAAAAGCGGACGAACACACGGACGCGGCAAAAGCGGACGAACACACGGACGCGGCAAAAGCGGACGAACACACAGACCCCGCCAACACAAGCGAGCUCGUAGAAAGCGCGCACGCGCCCGGUGACGUCGUCUACCUCGGCUCGCUCAACCACGUCAGCGACUACGUCGAACUCGUGGACAAUCACAAAAACGCAGACCAGGAACUGGGCUCCCUCAAUAGAAGCAUCCUGGCCUCCUACAAGCUGUACUACGCCAUGAGGCCCAAAGUGUCCAAGUACGCCAGCACAAAGUGUGUUAAUAAAAUUAACAAAAUAGGGGGCGUUUACAAACUCUGUUUAUUUUAUCACCCGGAUGAAAUAUAUGAGAAUGUCCCUGCCGAUGGGGCAAGAGAGGAAAUUCCCUCGAGUGGACAGAAGCUAGCACAACUGGAGGGCAUACCAGCUGAUGGUGUGGUUAGCUCUCCUAACGAUGGGGAAGCAGACGGGACAGACGUUACCAUAGAGGCGGACCCACAUGGAGGAGCCCUGGCCCAGCCGAAGAAUUACACCCACAACGAACUCAUGACGAUCAUUCACAAUUUCCAAAGCAAUGACAGUGGGAGAGUGAAAGGAAUAUCAGAGGAUGUUAAAGACAAAUUGAACAAACUGAAAGAGAGGAUGCAUAUGACUAAGCGAGGCCGAAAUGGACAGGCAACGGACGACAUGGACGAACUCAUGGGCGCCCUUGCCAUGGGUCUCUCCGAUCACGAACAUGAUAGCGAUUACGAAUUGGAACAGUUGUGGGAGGACCGCGAAAAUAAUAGUGGAGAUGAUGCGGAAACAACUAAUAAGCCGAAGAAAAUGAGCAAAAGGGCGUUAAAAAAGAUGAAGAAGGAGGCACAGCAGAAGCAGCAACGCGGUAAAGAUGCCACCUGUGGGGAAGCCACGCAAGAGGAGGAGACCCCCCUCAAAGAAUCCCCCCCAAAUGGAAGAACCAACAAAAGCAACAUCUCAUUUGAUGAUAUACUAAAAAAAAUAAAUGAAAAAAAAAUGAAACAAGAAACAGCCGCAGCCUUCGCUAUUAAAACUCCCGGAUUCGACUUACCUCCAGAUGAGGAAGAAGAAUUGAACAAGCAAAGAUUCAUAAAAAAAAAAGUGUGGGACAUGAAGAAGAGAAAAUUUGUCUUACAGGAAGUAGAUACCUUCCAGAGUGAUGGCUUCAAAAAGAAGGACAGACGAAAGCAUGUAGGGGUACCUGGCAAAGGUAACCACGCAGAAGAUGGCUCAGCUGAACCCACCAGCAACCUCUACCAAAAGUGGGUGAAACGCACAAAAAAUAGAAUCAAAAAUGUAGGCGAGAUGGAAGAUGAAAGAAGACAAAAAGAUAGAAAUCAUUCUGUCAAGACAAAACGGGGAAAUCGCCACUCAGGGGACGAUACAAACAGUAACCACCUGGACGAUGAAAAACAAACGCACUUGCAAAUGCUCAAGCAGAACCACCCUGAGAUUACCGAAUCAUUAUCCAAUAACAUCAAGCUGACUAAGAAGCAGCAGAGGCUGUACAAGAAGUACCUCUCGGGCAGGUACAUGGAUCCUGAACCAAAUUCCGCAUUACACAAAAGCUUGCCACAGAUGCAGAAGGAGAAGGCCAAAAUGCUACAGAAGAAACUCAGGACAGAUAAAAAUUUCAGGGUGAGAUAUGCGCGCAUGAAGAAGAAGAGGCACGAGAAGAAACUGCGCGAGAAGGAGAACUUGAAAAGCGCCCGAGCGCGUUCCCUGGCCAUUGUUAAGAGGAAAAAAAUACGCAAGCGGGGGGGAAAGGCGAGGUAG